Messenger RNA from Biomphalaria glabrata, 3761 nucleotides. RefSeq names its product forkhead box protein K1-like. NCBI's taxonomy places the organism in Eukaryota, Metazoa, Mollusca, Gastropoda, Planorbidae. The transcript has 8 exons. The record is from RefSeq and is a predicted model, not a curated record. Gene Ontology annotation, molecular function: protein binding; DNA-binding transcription factor activity, RNA polymerase II-specific; RNA polymerase II cis-regulatory region sequence-specific DNA binding. The coding region runs from base 66 to 1970 and encodes 634 amino acids. Gene Ontology annotation, biological process: regulation of transcription by RNA polymerase II.
CACAGGUACAGGGUAUGUUGUUUUCCUCUCCAUGAGCUGCCAUUUUAGCGGUGCUAGAUUUUGCUAUGUCUGGAAUACAACAUCCAACAAACAACCACGCUCUUGCGUUAUUAGCCCUUAAAUCAGCUCCUACAAGUCCAUCUAGAUCGGCAUGGAGCUCAGAUGGCGAAGCCAUUGCCCGGCUAGAAGGGAGAGACUUCGAAUUCACUAUGAGGAAGCCACGCAUUACCAUCGGACGAAAUAGUAGCAAAGGCGAUGUUGAUGUCAACAUGGGCCACUCAAGUUUUAUUUCUCGCGUGCAUCUCGAAAUUUUUUCUGAACACCCUAACUUUUUUAUGAAAUGUAAUGGUAAAAAUGGAGUGUUUAUUGAUGGUAUUUUUCAAAGAAAGGGAGCUCCGCCUUUACAGCUGCCUUGCACUUGUACAUUGCGUUUUCCAAGUACCAACAUCAAGAUCAAAUUUCAGUCAUUAAUUGAUGAAGCAAUCCCUCCUACUCCAUCUGUCUCUGUGACAACUCCUAAAAAGAAGCCAAUACCUCCAUUAAAAAUCAACAUACCAGAACCUCAGGAAGCAGUUUCAAAUAGUCCUUGUCCAUCUCCUACAGGCACAAUAAGUGCUGCAAACUCGUGUCCCACUAGUCCUCGUAGUGGAUCAUCUCACAAUCCCAGGUUCACAUUGAUUCCUGAUCUUCAGGCAGCUUUUGCUGCAGCUAACCCUCGUGAUGAUCGUGAUGGCAGUUCUACUCCUGCUUCAACAACCUCUUCUACUGGGGAUUCAUCAAGGGAUGAAUCCAAACCUCCAUAUUCCUAUGCCCAGUUGAUAGUGCAAGCUGUUACAUCUGCCCCUGAUAAACAGCUUACACUGUCUGGGAUAUAUGCAUAUAUUACCAAAAACUACCCUUAUUACAGAACUGCUGACAAAGGCUGGCAGAACUCUAUUAGGCACAACCUUUCCUUGAAUCGAUACUUCAUCAAGGUUCCUAGGUCUCAAGAAGAACCAGGAAAAGGCUCAUUUUGGCGCAUCGAUCCUGUUUCAGAAACAAAAUUGACAGCACAGGCAUUUAGGCGAAGAAGGCAGCGUGGUGUGCCUUGCUUCAGAACUCCUUUUGGAGGACUUUCGUCAAGAUCUGCACCAGCAAGCCCCAGUCAUUUAGCUGGAUCAUUUACUCCAGACUGCCUUUCCAGAGAAGGCAGUCCAAUACCUGAAGCGGGCAUGGAAACUGAAGUUACUCAUUCAACUACACAGGUCGGAAAUAUGCAGGGGCAUCUCCAACACCCUCAUCCAAUGAUAACUGAUUUACGGUUCUCCCAAUCUGCUCCUGGUUCACCUUCAGGUUCCAGAGUUAUGUCUCCAGUGACUGUUAGUGCCAGCACAGCGGCAGUACACCAGUUGCCCUCAGUCAUAGCUAAGCCCAAAAUAAUCAUGGCUAACCCUGGUCAAGUCUUAUUGAAUGGUCCGAUAGGCACCACUCUGACUAAUGGUACUCAUUUAGAGAUCAAAAGAGAAAAUGGAGAAGCUGUAAGUUUGGAAUUGACUGGAGCAUCUCAAAAAAUAGCUUCAAUAGUAGCUACUGCAAGUCAAGCCCAGUUUCAGUCAAGAACAGUCACCCCAGUCACAUUGGUCAGAAACUUGCAUACCAACCAGCCACUGAUGGUGGCAAAGUCUUCAAGCGGUGAGACAGGACAGGUCACUCUUAUUCAGCAGCAGAUGGCUGGUCAACAUGUGCAGAUAAUCCAGCCACAGAUGUUCUCCCAACAAGUCAUACUUCAGAAGCCCUUAGAUCAGCAAUCUGGUGGAAAUGGUUGGCAUUCUCAAGAAAAGCCUGCACUUCACGUUUUGAUGCCUCAACAGAUGGGAGUACAAAUCAAAAGGGCGCAGGAUGAUAUGUCCUCACAAGACUUGGAUGUUUCUGGCAAACGAUUGAAGAUUGAUGAGGAUGGAGAAAUGUCAGUGAAGGCAGAACUUGAGUGAACAAGUUUUAAAACGUUUUAUCUGCAUUCUUAAAAAGGAAGUUUAUACUCUAUUGCUAGCCAGUGUUCAGGCUUUGGUGGUAAAAGCAGGCAGUGAGUUUGUAGAAAACUUUUAGACUAUUUUAUGGACAUAAUGAUUGUAUUAUUUCUUGGAUAUUUCCCCAUACAGAUUGGUCAUUCUUUAUUUUUUUUGUUGUUAUAAGGGAAUAUAAGUUAAAGCGAGUUUAUGAAUAUUUAUAAGUAGAUACAGAUUUUUGUACAAAUAAGUCAGCGUGUGUGUGUGUGUGUGUGAAUAUGUGUAAGAUUGGUUCACAGGUCAGUAGAUGUUAAACAAUGUCCUAACACUACAGUCCUCUAGGUAAACAAAAUGAAGAUUAUACAACCAUCAAUACUCUUUAAGUUUUAUCCUUUAUAAAAGUCAUACUAUAUAAAUAGCAUGCAUUGUUGAUGGCAGCUGAUAUAUUUAGACAUUCUGGCAUGAGUUUUUAUUUCUUUUUUUUUUCCCACUGAUUUUUUUUAAAAAUCAUAAAUUAGCUUUUUUUUUUUUUUUUUGUCUAAAAUAUUUGCCUUAUUUUUAUUUUUUAGAAUUGGCAAAAUUUAAAAAAGACAAAUGCAAUAAUGUUUUUAAAGUGUUUAUUUUUAUAUAUACACUUGUAGAUAGAUCAUUCUCAUGGAGACUAAAAUCUGGGUAUUUUUUUAUAUAACAAUCUGCCACCUAUUAAUAUACUUGUUUGGUUUUCAGUUAUCUUAACUUAGCUUUUUUUUUUUUUUUUUGUAUUUGUUAAUUUACAAUAGUUUGUUCUGUUUCACACUUGUUGAAACUAUUUUUAAAUUCUGUUAGUAUUUUAAGCAAAAGAAAUAGGCCUUUCUUGCUUUUUAAAUAAUUGAGCUAAAUAUAAUUGAUAAGAAAAAUAUACCUUUGGAUUAUCAUUGCUAUGUGCAAACAACUGGGGAUUUUAUUUCUCAGUGCAACUUCCAUUUAAUUUUUGUGUGUGUAUAAACAGUGUUAGUCUAUUUAGAAGCAUAUUUCUUUUGUGCAGAUCUUAUUAUUCUAUGUCAUGCUGACACAUGAAGGUAUAAUGUUUCAAAGACGUCCCACACAAAUAUUUAUUGUUCAUUUUAUCUGACUGCCAAGUAAAUAAACAAAUAAGUUUACAGAAUAUGUUGAACUAAAUGCAACCUAUUCUCACAGAAAGCAUUUGUACCACGUUCUAAUUGCAGUGGUCAUACAACUGAUUCCUAAUGAUCAAAGGUGAUAUCGGUAUCAAUGAUUGAUGCUUAGUAAUGGGGUAGUGAAUGUUCUUUUGUUGUGUUGCAAUUUUGAGAUCAUCUUGACUGUUGACUAGUGAUGUUUUUUGUGUGUGUUUUCCCUUUUUUGAGUUUUGGUAAUCCUGUCUGAAUUGAGGCCAGUUCACUGUGUACGAGAGCUGGAAUAAAGGAUAAUGAAACCUCUCCACUGUCACGCAAACACCUAUAAAGUCAUAAUAUUUCCAGCACUGUUAUAUCUGUGUUACAGUUUGUCUUUAUUUUGGUACCCCAAUACAUGUUUUUAUUUACCUCAAUUAUUUUAUAAUGUUAUAUUACAUUCAUCAUUAAUUAGGAGUUACCUUUUUUGCUUAUACCAGAUAUUUGAAUAAUAGUGUCAUUUAUAAAGACUUUGCUAUUUAAGUCUUUAACAAAACAGAAGAAUAUUUUGAAACUAUUAUUUAAAAUCUAUUGGUUGGAAACUAUUUUCAUAUAUUUUAGUGCAUUUGUUUUAAAUGUAAGUUCUAAACAAAAACCCAUAUAUAUA